Molecule: messenger RNA, 1953 nt
Organism: Durusdinium trenchii
Lineage: Eukaryota; Dinophyceae; Suessiales; Symbiodiniaceae
Source: the annotation of a GenBank genome assembly
AUGGGGCAGUUGACGUUGGCAGUGGCUCGCGUCCUGCUUUGUCUCCUCGCGGGUGACCGUGACUGUCAGAAGCAUUGGGACCAAGCAGCACAGGCCUUCCGACUGGAUCGCUUGGACCUGGUGCUUUGGUCCGCUUCGGCUUGGCCGGUCACCGACCUGCUGCGCCCCUUGACCAGGAUGGUAGCACAUGAAGAGAUGGAUGCAGCUUGCCUCGAGGCGGAUCCGAUGAUGGAUUGGCCCUUGGCCUUCCGCGCCGCGCGGAACCUGCCGGACGACGAGCUGCAACACCAGGUGUGGAGGAUGAUCUCCGCAGACGAGGUGUCCAUCCAGGCUUUGCUGUCCAGCAGAUGCCGCGCCGGUGCCCAGUGGGCCACGCUCGUCAAGCUGGGCUUCUGCAUGGAUAUGGCACCCAAUUGCGUCAAAUCGCAUGUCUUUGCGCUGGAGUUCAUCAUGCGCGAGGCGGCCACCGGCGGCGGGCUGCGCCGCUGGAUGGCCGAGGCCGGCGCCUGGCGCUUGUUUGAAGUCCACUAUGGCACGGUGAAGACCCGUGUGAGGCAUCGCUACAACCUGGGACUGGCGCCAGCGGACCUGAGGGCCUUAGGCGUGCUGGGCGAUGGCGCGGUGCGCGGUUGCCUGCUUCCCAGCUUCCCGAGCUCCACCUCGGAGCAGGUGGCGUAUUACCUCAUGGACCCGGAGCCCAACCUGGUGAACGUGGCCUUGAACCGCUGCCGGGCGCUCUGCGGACAGGCCUUCGCCAGGCCUUGGAAGUUCUAUGGCAUCUUGCCCGAGCGGAACGAAGGAGCCUUUCGAGGAAUCCCUUGCGCCUGCAGCGGACUUGACCAUCGAGCAGAGGGGAACUGCACGCCACCCGAAGUGCCGCUCUUCUCCAUGCCGCGCGAAGUCCGUUCCGCUGAGGACGGCCCACAGGCUCUUUUGGGCUCGCACCUCGUCCCGCUCCUGGAUCCCAAGGCGCCGGUCUUUGUGACCAUGGUCUUCGGGAAGAUGUCCAAGUACAUCAAACCCUUCUCCGAGCGGGUCAGGAGCUUGGAGAUCCCGAACGUGGUGGUGUUCGCGUUGGAUGACCGGAGCUCAGCGACCGAAGGGCAGAGAAUGGUGCACCGGUGCAGCGGUGCACGGGUUGGUUUGGAUCAACCUGGCCAGGAAUUGGAAUUCUCCCUUUUCUUCGCGUUUCUUGGACGCCGGAAGAGUGGCGCGCCUUUCGUCUUCAGCCAUCUUCAGCCAUGCGUGCCGCUGGAACGGCUCUGCGCAGCGCCCUUCUUCGGCGAUGGCCAGUACGAGCUCUUCUAUUUCCCCAUCACCGGACUUGGCGAGCCCCUGCGCUUGACCUUCGUGGUGGGUGGCGUCCCCUUCAAGGACACCACGCCCGCCAACGACAGCAGAUUCCAGGAUCGCAAGGCGGCGGUGCACCCCUACGCGCCGGAAGCCACUGGUCUGCCGGUGCUCACCAUCGACGGCAAGGCCUAUGCUCAGAGCCGCGCCAUCUUGCGCUACCUGGGACGGAUUUGCAGUUAUGAAGGAAAUCCACUCUAUCCCUUGGAUCCCAUGGAGCAGUUGGAAUGCGAUGAGAUGAUCGAAGUGGCCGAAGAUCUUCGCCAGCCCUUGCUGGGCAGCUUUGCCAUCCAAGACCAAGCGGAGAAGGAAGCCUUUAGGGCCAAUUUGUUCGCGGAGGAUGGCAAGAUGACCAAGUGGCUGAAGGUCGUCGACCGGAUGCUGGGACAGAAGUUCCCCAGCAAGGUGACCAUCGGCACGAUCUACCUGUGGAGCUUGGUCACCAUGCUUCGGCAGCCCACCUUCCUGGAUGGCGUGCCCGCGGAUGCUUUGGCACCCUAUGGGAACAUCAGCAAGUUGCACCAGUUCAUGUCGCAGGUGCCGCCCAUCUUGGAAUACUUUGCCACCAAGGAGAACCGGGAGAACUAUAAGCCACUCGCCUAA